Messenger RNA from Darwinula stevensoni, 1491 nucleotides. Lineage: Eukaryota; Metazoa; Arthropoda; Ostracoda; Podocopida; Darwinulidae. The record is from the annotation of a GenBank genome assembly.
AUGGCCUCCGCCUAUUUUUUUAAAACCAAAUUUUAUUUUCCACCCGUCUGGUACGUAGGGAUGAACUUGAUCCAGGGUGCAUCUACGGGCACGGGGACCGAGGAGGAUGAAGACGAUGACUACAACAUCACAGAGGACCAACGCCAGGCCAUGCUUGCUCUUCAAGGCUUUGGCAAGAUCUCCAAUCCAUUCAAUGGCAUCCGCCUCCCGCAGGAUCUCCAGGUUCACGGCCACGACGACGAGGACGACGACGACGACGAGGAAUAUGAAGUGGAGCCCCUGCCGUACGACAUAGAAGAGAGACUGAGGGAAGUGAACGCCGCCUUCCAAGCCGAUCAGACUCCUCUCGAAAGUGAACGACCCCGAAGGGUCGGAUUUAGGUCUAACCUCGUUACCGUCUUCAACUCUUCCACAGAAAGCCUCUCCGCCUCAACCGAAGAGGGUUCGGAGGAAGUGCCGGAGCUUCAACCGGUGGAAGAUACAAAUGCCGCGUGGAUCCUAAAGGAGCCUGAGAAAGAGGUCGAAGGUCUUCCAAAGCCACUAAAACCGACGGAGGACCUUCUGGAACCACUGAAACCCAUUCUGCCGAAACCACCUUUGACUGAUCAGCAGUGGCUGCGUCAACACCUUACCAGGAAAGGGAUCUUGAACAUGGAUAACGACUAUGACGGAUUGAACGGCCUAAUCAAGCCCCAGACUCCUGGUAAUCUUAGUAACAACACAGACCAGUGUAUAGUGUCACCGGUGCCAUCAGAUGGUGAAGUGGGAAGUUCAGACAGCAGUUCCACGAUUCCGACGGACAGUGGCGGCGCUUCAUCCUCGUCUAACAGUGAUCGAGUGUUGGAGACGGAUGCGAGCGGCUGCGAAAGAGCCCUGGUGGAACGUGAUGGAAAGUUUCAAUGGGUGGAGGUAGAGAAUUUGACCUUGACCGAAAGGAGAAAAGUCGGUUUGGACACGGGGAGGCCGCCGUCUGCCCGACCCAAAUUGAAGGAUAUUGGAAAAACCCCUUCUAAGGAGUCUCCAUCUCGAGACAUCCAAAUACCGGUGCCAAAUCGGGCCGAAAAGGCGAAACCAGGCCGACGUCCCCAGUCCCCAACCAAAUUGACCAGGCGGAAAAGCAAGAGUCCUCCCCUGGUCUCACCACCUCCAGCCAAAACGCCACCAAAAACCACCACGAAAACGUCCACUUCAACGACCACUAGGAGUGGUCCGUCGCUUCGUCCACGGACAGCGGGUCCACCGCUGGAGCAGCCCCUGUUGAGGCAUCACAAGUCACAGAGCCUCAUCAACCUGGAUCGACCGAGGCCAUCGACGGCGGGAAAUGUGAAGCAGCCGAUGGCCUGGCAAUGGGCAAAGCUCCCUAAAUACGAGGGCAUGAACUCUCCCUAUGGUCUCACAGCAGAGCAACUCAAGGAGAAAGAAAGCUUCCGUGAGUUGCCCGUCUCUGAUGCGGGCGACGUUGUCCUUUCCAAAACUGACUUGCCCGCCUGA